This is a messenger RNA of Hemiscyllium ocellatum (epaulette shark), 6410 nucleotides long. RefSeq names its product oxoglutarate dehydrogenase L (gene ogdhl). Lineage: Eukaryota; Metazoa; Chordata; Chondrichthyes; Orectolobiformes; Hemiscylliidae. Gene Ontology annotation, biological process: tricarboxylic acid cycle. Bases 306 to 3341 code for a protein of 1011 amino acids. Gene Ontology annotation, cellular component: oxoglutarate dehydrogenase complex; mitochondrion. Gene Ontology annotation, molecular function: oxoglutarate dehydrogenase (succinyl-transferring) activity; thiamine pyrophosphate binding. The transcript has 23 exons. The record is from RefSeq and is a predicted model, not a curated record.
UCCCCGCCUCCCCCGGAGUCCGUUGGGCGCGUGGGCGGUGCGGGUUUUGCCGUUUGCUGAUGCUCUGCCUGUCCGUGCGUCGAGCGCGCCUCACCGGCGGGGGGGUGGAAAAAAGGGAGGGGCGAGUUCGUUAUCCUUUCCUCCGAUCGUUUCUGUCACUUGGACCAUCUGACGGGGGGUCGGGGUGAAGAAACGGUAAAAAAAAUAAUCUCCACCCCACCCACCCACCGCUGCCCGGGCCCGGAGCCUCCGCCGUCGAAUUUCAGCACCUCCCGGGCGGGUUGUAUGUAGCACAGAAAACAGCCAUGAAUCACCUAAGAACAUUGACUGCAAAAUUUAAACCACAGACUGUCAAGAGAUUAACUUGGCACUAUGUAGUCAUGAGGUCGGUAUUUCAGACGAGGCUUUACAGUGUAUCUGGAACUCCAGAACCUUUCCUCAAUGGAAAUCAUUCAAAUUAUCUUGAGGAAAUGUAUUGUGCCUGGCGUGCAAAUCCAAAAAGUGUUCAUGAGUCCUGGGAUAAGUUUUUCCAAGCUUCCAAUGCACCUUCAGACUUGCUGAACAGGCCUUCGGGAAGCCUGCCAGUUGCGGCUCAGACGCAAAACAGAACUCAAACAUCUGCUCAAGCGGCAAAGCUGAUUGAAGAUCAUCUAGCUGUACAGACGUUAAUUAGAGCAUAUCAGAUCCGAGGACAUCAUGUGGCUCAGCUGGAUCCAUUGGGAAUUCUGGAUGCAGACUUGGACUCGUGUGUUCCAUUUGAUCUAAUCACUUCAAUGGAUAAACUUGGUAUUUAUGGACUGCAUGAGUCUGAUCUGGAUAAGGUUUUUCGAUUACCUACGACAACCUUCAUUGGAGGAAAUGAACCUGCAAUCUCAUUACGUGAAAUCCUAAAACGUUUGGAGAACACUUACUGCAGACACAUUGGCUUGGAGUUCAUGUUUAUAAAUGAUGUGGAACAAUGCCAAUGGAUCAGACAAAAGUUUGAAACUCCAGGUAUCUUAAAAUUUACUAACCAGGAGAAAAAAAGGCUGUUGGCUCGGCUGGUCCGUUCAACAAGGUUUGAAGAAUUUCUUGCAAGAAAAUGGUCUUCUGAGAAGCGGUUUGGUGUGGAAGGAUGUGAGGUAUUAAUUCCGGCUUUGAAAACCAUCAUUGAUGUAUCUAUUGCCAAGGAAGUGGACCAUGUGAUUAUGGGAAUGCCACACAGAGGCCGGUUGAAUGUGUUGGCCAAUGUAAUCCGGAAGGAUUUAGAGCAAAUUUUCUGCCAGUUUGAUCCAAAGCUGGAAGCUUCAGAGGAGGGAUCAGGAGAUGUUAAGUAUCAUCUGGGGGUUUACCAUGAAAGGAUCAACCGAACAAAUAACAAACACAUUACCAUGUCACUUAUGGCAAAUCCAUCACACCUUGAAGCAGUGAAUCCAGUCGUACAGGGAAAAACUAAAGCAGUGCAGUUCUACCGCGGGGACACCAAAGGCAAAACGGUUAUGUCCAUCCUUCUACAUGGUGAUGCUGCUUUUGCAGGGCAGGGUAUUGUGUAUGAGACAAUUCAUCUCAGUGACCUCCCAUCCUAUACUACACAUGGUACUAUCCAUGUGGUUGUUAAUAAUCAGAUUGGGUUUACUACAGAUCCUCGCAUGGCGCGCUCAUCUCCAUAUCCAACCGAUGUUGCACGUGUUGUGAAUGCGCCUAUCUUUCAUGUAAAUAGUGAUGACCCAGAAGCAGUGAUAUAUGUCUGUAAAGUAGCUGCAGAGUGGAGGAGCACAUUCAAUAAGGAUGUUGUAGUUGACCUGGUUUGCUAUCGUAAAAGGGGACACAAUGAAAUGGAUGAGCCAAUGUUCACUCAGCCACUGAUGUACAAGCAGAUCCAACAGCAAGCAUCUGUUCUGAAGAAAUAUGCAGAUAAAUUGAUAUCUGAAGGAGUUCUGACACUGCAGGAGUAUGAGGAGGAAGUAGCAGACUAUGACAGAAUUUGUGAGGAAGCCUUUACCAGAGCAAAGGAUGAGAAAAUUCUGGAAAUCAAAGAAUGGCUAGAUUCCCCUUGGCCAGGUUUCUUUACUCAAAGUGGAGAGCCAAAGAGUUUGACUUGCGCCUCCACUGGUGUUUCUGGAGAAGUCCUCCAGCAUAUUGGGAAUGGAGCCAGCUCAGUGCCAGUAAAGGAUUUUACCAUUCAUUCAGGUUUGUCUCGUAUCCUGAGGGGGCGAGCAGAGAUGGUCAAGAAUCAAAUGGUUGAUUGGGCAUUGGCAGAGUAUAUGGCAUUUGGUUCUUUGCUGAAAGAAGGAAUACACGUAAGGCUAAGUGGACAAGAUGUUGAGCGAGGCACCUUCAGCCAUCGUCAUCAUGUAUUACAUGAUCAAGAUGUAGAUAAAAAGACUUGCAUCCCCAUGAACCAUUUGUGGCCAGACCAAGCUCCUUACACUGUUUGCAACAGCUCACUUUCUGAGUUUGGUGUGUUAGGCUUUGAACUUGGAUUCGCAAUGGCUAACCCUAAUGCUUUGGUGUGUUGGGAAGCUCAAUUUGGUGAUUUUAACAACACUGCACAGUGCAUUCUGGAUCAGUUCAUAAGCUCAGGCCAAACAAAGUGGGUUAGACACAAUGGAAUUGUGCUGCUUCUGCCUCACGGAAUGGAAGGGAUGGGUCCAGAGCACUCUUCAGCCAGACCAGAACGAUUCCUACAGAUGUGCAAUGAAGAUUCAGAUGUCUAUCCUGAAUAUACUGAAGAAUUCGAAGUAAAGCAACUGUUUGACUGCAAUUGGAUUAUAGUAAACUGCUCCACACCAGCAAACUACUUUCACGUGUUGAGAAGGCAGAUUCUGCUACCAUUUAGAAAGCCGUUAAUAAUCCUCACGCCAAAAUCCCUGCUAAGACAUCCAGACGCCAGGUCCCAUUUUGAUGAAAUGAAAACAGGCACAGCAUUCCAACGUAUCAUUCCUGACGAAGGGCUAGCAGCUCAAAAUCCAGAUGAUGUGAAGAGGCUGAUUUUCUGCACAGGCAAAGUUUACUAUGAGCUUGCAAAAGAAAGGAUAAACAGAAAAAUGGAGAAGGAGGUGGCUAUCAUUAGAUUGGAACAGAUAUCACCAUUCCCCUUUGAUAUGUUAAAAAUGGAAAUUGUCAAAUAUCCUAAUGCUGAGCUCAUUUGGUGCCAAGAAGAGCACAAAAACAUUGGCUACUAUGACUAUGUUAGGCCUCGUUUCAGACUGACGGUACAGUUCAAAAGGCCUAUUUGGUAUGUUGGACGUGACCCUUCAGCAGCCCCUGCCACAGGUAAUAAGAACACUCACCUCACAGAGCUGCAGGACAUAUUGGACACAUCUUUCAAUCUUCAAGCUUUUGGGGGCAUGGCAUUUUAGAUUGAAUGAAACCAAUCUUUAUGAACACACAGUUGGCUGUCAUUUUAGAGAAAUGCACUUCUUAAACUGCUGGCAAAUACUGCCCAAACAAUCUGUUCAUUUCUCAUGUUUUCCCCAUCACUAACAUUUAUGAUAUCAAUAAGGUCUUAUGUAUGUUUUUUUCUUGGGUGGUUUUGCAAGUAAACUGCAUAUUUUAAACUUUUUUUUAACACAGUAAUGUUUAACUAAAAUAUGAACAUGAAAGUUGAGUAUGAGAAGACAAAAAUAUACUGUUCAGUCAUUUUAUGCACAAUAAUCAAUUCUGUUCAGGCAAGGUAUCAAAAAAUGUAUUGAGGGAUUUAUUCAGUUUUCCUCUCCUUUAUGAUUUUGCAAGGCACACACUUUUGUGGUACUUAAUGAAAUAAAGUAUUGUAAUGCAACUGCUCUGUUUUCUUGAGAAAUACAGUACAUUUAGUUAUGCUUGUAAUUAAGAAAGAAAAAAGACACCAUGUAUAGAUGAUUCAUGAUGAACAAAAAUCAAUUACAGUAGCUAGUUCCUCACUAAAUGCCAACACAGGGACAGUGGAAAACACUCAGUGAAUCACAAUUAGAACCUUUGUCAGUACAUAAUGAGAGACACUGACUUGAUGUUUAAUCCUAUAGGUUACUAGCUUUUGUUAUUGAUUUUGUUAAUCUACAAACAAAAGAAAUAUUUUCUCCUGAGAGAGGUGGGAGUUUAUUGGAAAAAUAGAGCAUGAUAAUUUAAGGAUUUUUUCAGUAGAAGACAUUUUUCUUAUCCCACACCAUGUCCCACUUCUCUACCACCCCAGUCAGCCAGGAAGUAAAUUAGGACCAUGCAGUAAACUUUCAGAAUUUAGCUUUCACUCGUAGAAAUGUAUGUUGAGACAACAUAUCACUGUCUUAAAUUGGGAAUUGCAGUUUUUAUUCUGCAAGUGACAUUUAUCACAUCUAUAAUAAAAUCAAAAAUAUUCAAGAUCAUCUUUGCUUGUGGAAGAAAUUCAGUAUUAGAUUUUUCACCAGCCACCAUUCUAUUUAAAUAUAUUUUUCAGAUCAAACUGUUUGAAUGAGCUUUUGUAAAAUCAAAAUAGCAAUAGAAAACGGCUGCACAUUUAGGGAAAAUUUCUGCUGGUUUUACCAAUGAGGCACUGAUUAUCUUUCAUUAAUAUACAAAACAUUUUAGACUUGUAUUUAAACAUGGUGGAAUCAUUCAAUAUUAUUCAAUAUAGGCAACUGUUAGAUUUCUAAGUUCAUUAGACCAUACUUGCACUCUUAUGUUUUGAGAUUCAAACCAAAUUGAAGUACAAGGAGUUCCUGAAUGUAUAUCCAUCAUUUUUCUUAUUAUUGAGGUUAAUUGGUGACUGUUGAACCUGUGACGAUAUUGUGGCUUUAAGAGCUGUAUUUUGUCCUGGGUAUUUUUUCAUGGAGAGGGAUUGAGACAGAUCUGCUCAAAGCCAAUAAGGUAAAUAGCUUUUGAGGUCUUGGAUUUUUUAAAAGUUUUUUUUUAAAGUGAUGGACAUUGUUUACUUGGACUUUAGUAAAGCGUUUGACACAAUUCUACAUGGUAGACUGAUUAGUCAAAGUGGAUCACAUGAGCUUCAGGGUGAGCUUGUGAAUUAGAUAUGAAAUUGACAUACCAGCAGAAGACAGAGAGUGAUGAUGGUAGGUCGUUCUUCAGACUGGAGGCCUGUGAUCGGCAGUGUUCCACAGGGAUUGGUGCUAGGUCCACCUUUGUUUGUGAUAAAUAUCAGUGACUCAGGUGAGAAUAUAGAAAGCGUUGUUAGUAAGUUUGCAGAUGACACCAUGAUUGAUGGCAUUGUUGGCAGUGAAGAAGGUUAUGUAAGAUUACAAAAAGAUCUUGAUCAAUUCGCUCAAUGGGCUGAGGAGAGGCAAAUGAAAUUUAAUUUGAAUAAAUGUGAGGCAUUGCAUUUUGGUAAAAGAAACAAAGGCAAGACUUAUACAAUUAAAAGUAGGGCCAUGGAUAGUGUUGUUGAAAGAGAGACCUAGGGAGUUCAGGUACAUAAUUCUUUUGAUGUUUGCAUCAAAUAUAGAUAAGGAGGUUAAGAAGGCAUUUAGCAUGUUUGCCUUCAUUGCUCAGAGCCUUGAGAAUAGGAGUUAGAGCGUUAUGCUGAGGUUGACAGGAUGUUGGUGAGGCCUCUUCUUGAGUAGUGUCCAAUUCUGGUCUCCCCGUUUCAGGAAGGAUAUUAUUAAGCUAGAGGAGAUUCAGAAGAGAUUUACCAGAAUGUUGCUGGGAAUGGAGGGUUUGAAUUAUAAGGAUAGGCUAAAUAAGCUGGGACUUUUUUCACUGGAGCAUAAGAGGUUGAGAAGGGACCCUGUAGAGAUUUAUAAAAUAAUGAGGUGGACCGAUAACAUGAAUAGCAGUUUUCCUUUCCCUAGGAUGAGGAAUUUUAAGUUGAGUGGAGAAAGAUUUGAAAAAGAUAUAAGGGGCAAUCAUUUUGCACAGAAGACUAGUUCAUGAGUGGGAUGAACUUCCAGAGCAAGUGAUGGAUGUGGGAACAGUUACAACAUAUAAAGACAUUUAGAUAAGUACAUGAAUAAGUAAGAUUUGGAGGGAUAUGGGUCAAGUACAUACAGGUGAGACUAGAUUAAUUUGGAAUUGUGGUCAGCAUGGAUCAGUUGGCCCGAAGGGUCUGUUUCUGUGCUGUAUGACUCUGUGACUCUAUAACAAUAAGAGCAGCCUGAAUGGGUAGGGUCAAGCUUGCACAGAAGCAGGAUUUUUACUUUUAGCUUUCAGCAGUUGCUGGGGUUUUGAAGGUGGAUGUGGAAGCUCUUAGUCCCCUCUCUGUUACAGCGAAAAUCUGGGGUUCUCUUCCUGUUGCUAGAAUUGCAUGUCAGGCAAUCUAUUUUACUGAAUUUGCCUUUGCCAAGGUUCUGUUUAUGGGAUGUUACUAUAUUGGAACAUUGGACUACUAUAUUAAUUAGUAGUAGUUAAUAUAUACGUUAUUUUGCUAAGCAUUUCAAUAAAGUUACAGUUAAGCCAAUUCAUAGCUUUUAUUUUUAUUUUGUCUGUAUUUUAACAGUAGUGUAAAAAUAAAAUGUGUUUUUCUUAAA